Molecule: messenger RNA, 612 nt
Organism: Exophiala aquamarina CBS 119918
Lineage: Eukaryota; Fungi; Ascomycota; Eurotiomycetes; Chaetothyriales; Herpotrichiellaceae
Exons: 1
Coding region: 1-612 (203 amino acids)
Source: RefSeq, a predicted model, not a curated record
AUGCCGGAACAACUGGACCCCAAAGAGGUCAAUGCUAAGACUGACCCUUCUGUGGCUAAACAAUACGACCGUGAAACGCCAAAGGAUGUGCAGUGGAAAGAACUCUACGAGCUGAUCGAUGGCAAGAAAAUCAGCAUGCUGAACACCUUCCGUGAAGGCGUUGGACCUGUAGGCCGGUCAAUGGCCAUUGCGCGAAGAUCCGGCCCGGAUAUUCUCUUUCUCGCGAACAGGCACUCCAAGAAAUUCGAGGAUCUUGAAAAGAACACAAACGUGCAAAUUACCCUUCAAGACACCAAAUCCCAGGAUUGGAUCUCCAUCAGUGGAACAGCAACGACGGCGUCGAGCGAGGAUCCAAGAAUCAAGGAGCUGUACAGUCCGACUAUCUCGGCUUGGUUUGGGGAUCUAAAGGAUGGUGUGCAUGAUGGAACGUGGAAGGAUCCUCGUAUGAGCCUUAUUGAGAUCCAGAGCAAUUAUAUUGUGUACUGGAAGAAGGAGACCUCGACACUGGGCUUCGUGAAGGAGGUCAGUGUGGCCGCUUUGACCGGGAGUGUUGCUCAGACGGGUGUGCACCGCGAAUUUUUCAAGGCGGAUAUCGACAAGGAAAGGGUCUAG